Molecule: messenger RNA, 882 nt
Organism: Sphenostylis stenocarpa
Lineage: Eukaryota; Viridiplantae; Streptophyta; Magnoliopsida; Fabales; Fabaceae
Source: the annotation of a GenBank genome assembly
AUGGAUAGUGGAUGGAAGCCUGAGGUUGAGAUAUCACCAAAUUGUCCUAGGUGCGGUUCUUCCAACACCAAGUUCUGCUACUACAAUAACUACAGCUUAACUCAACCAAGGUACUUUUGCAAAGGGUGCAGAAGGUACUGGACCAAAGGAGGGUCUCUCCGAAAUGUGCCUGUUGGUGGUGGCUGCAGGAAAAACAGAAGAGCUAACAAGACAUUGUUGAGACAAUCCAUUGAUGGUUUCACUUUCAAAAGUUCAUCAUCACUUUGUGCAAAUGCCACAGAUCAUAAUAAUAACCCUGUUGAGCAUUCUUAUGAUCCUAGAAUAAGGACUUCUGCAGCUUCUAGCUCCUCCUCAGUGGUGAGUGAUGGACCAAAUAUUGAUCUUGCACUAGUGUAUGCAAAUUUCCUCAACCAAAAGCCCAGUUCUGAAUCUGGGAUUGAGAGCAAAAAUAAUCCAGAUCAAGUUCAAACAGCUUUUGAUCCUUCUCUAGUGAAUAAUUCAAGGCUAUCAAACAUAGAUGUUGCUGGUCCAAGUACUUUGCCUGAAGAAAUUGGUCUAAAUCUUCCUGAACAAACAUACACACACUCUGGUGAGGCUAAUAAUAACAGCCAAAUGUGCUAUGGUGAGUUCAACACUAUGCAGAAUCUUCAAAAAGAUGGAAUUGAGCAAUGCAGUAAUCAUGGUGGUGCUAUGAAUUUUGAGCUGCCACCAUUGCCGGGUGAAGUGGAAGGCUCACAUGAUCAUCAUAUGAUGUGGUCAAAUUCUGAGAUGAUGAUGAUAAACCAUCGUGCAUUUCAAGCCACACAACCACCAUUGCUUGGACCUGAAGUUCAUGAUGCAGACUUGUUAAUAGGUAAUUGGAGCCCAUUUGAUUUGCCUUGA